AUGGAAUCAAAGAAAGUGACUAUCGAUGAGAAUGAAUUGGAUCAAUUCGUUGCUGCUAUGUUGAAAUCUAUCGACAAAUUAGAAAAGAUUUCAGAUGUUUACAGAAAUUACGCAUAUAACAUGAACAACUUAGUACAAUUUGAUGCAACAAUGUAUCAAACGAGUAUUGACACCAUUGAUGAAAUAUACAAGAGGCUUUCAGAGUAUUACAAAAACGCUGCAAAAAGUUAUCGACGUUCACUUGAAGAUCUUAAAGACAUCAACGCAAGAUUUGCCGUUUUAGUUCGAGUAAGGACAGAUAGACUUAAUGCAUAUCAAGAUUUUAUGCGCGAUUUUCAAAAUUCUCAUUUUGCAAAAUAUAAUUACAAACCAACAUCAAGUUUCUAUCAGAAUGCUGUUAAAGCUGAACGAGAUUCAGCAGAAAGACUCUACAACCUUGACAAACUUCUUCUUGAAACUCAUAAGAAAUAUAAAAGGUUUCAAUGGCGAAGAAUCAAAUCCGCAUGGGUCAGAUAUAGUCAUACUUUUACAGAGCUAUACAAAUUCGAAGCAUUAUGCUUUGAAUACAUUAACAAAAUCCUUAAUGCGCUCAAAAAUUAUCCAGAAGACCCAGAAUCAAUCAUUGAGAAAAGUGAAAUCGAUUUACCCAAGCUAUACACCAUGUAUUACGCUCAGGAACAGCUCCACGACCAUCUUUCAGUCCAUCAUAAAUCUGAUAGCGGAAAUUCAUCUCAAACACCAAUAACUGUUCAGGACAUUGAAGUACAAGAAGUUUCUGAUGACUAUGAAGAGGAAUCAGAACCAGAAGAACCAGUUGCCGAUCCAAAUGCAGAAAUUGAAGAAUUUGUUGCAGUAAAAUCAUCAAAAAACAAAUCUUUGAUUGCCAUUCCAACAAUUCCUGCAGAAAAGGACUUGGAAGAAGAGAAUUUGGUUCAAUUAAACAUUCCUAUGGAAAUGCAACUUUAA
Molecule: messenger RNA, 966 nt
Organism: Trichomonas vaginalis G3
Lineage: Eukaryota; Parabasalia; Trichomonadida; Trichomonadidae
Exons: 1
Coding region: 1-966 (321 amino acids)
Source: RefSeq, a predicted model, not a curated record